Molecule: messenger RNA, 6591 nt
Organism: Rhipicephalus microplus (southern cattle tick)
Lineage: Eukaryota; Metazoa; Arthropoda; Arachnida; Ixodida; Ixodidae
Product: endoribonuclease Dicer
Biological process (GO): pre-miRNA processing; apoptotic DNA fragmentation; siRNA processing
Cellular component (GO): RISC-loading complex; cytoplasm; nucleus
Molecular function (GO): protein binding; RNA binding; deoxyribonuclease I activity
Source: RefSeq, a predicted model, not a curated record
AGCGAAACUAUGGUGCUGCUCCGGAAACCUGCGUUAGCGUACUAGCAUCAAAGCUGGGCCGGUGUUGUCAAGCGAGCACUCGGCUUCCUUCGUCGCAGAAUGCUGGCAGAUGCAUCCAGAAUACGUCCUAUAAUUUAACAAGCCUCCCACGCUGUCCAUUUCAGUACGAAGUGCGCGAUGGCUCGAGCCGACGCGAGCUCCCCAGAAGCGGCCGCGUUCGACGUUCCAUCCUCCACGGUUCCAGAUGUUCCGAAGGAUGAAUUCAUCCCAAGAGAAUAUCAGGUUGAGCUCUUUGAAGCCGCCGUAAAGGAGAACACCAUUGUGUGCCUAGGAACUGGAACUGGCAAAACAUUCAUCGCUGUCAUGCUCAUCAAGGAGUAUGAAGCUUCCGUUCGCAUCCCGUUCGAAGAAGGAGGGAAGCGUACCUUCUUUCUCGUACCAACAGUGCCUCUCGUGGUACAGCAACAGAAGGCCAUCAAGUGCCAGACGGACCUGCGUGUUGGUGGCUACGUCGGCGACAUGAACGUUGACAAUUGGAACAAGAAACGCUGGGAAAAGGAGUUUGUCGAGUCCCAGGUGCUGGUGAUGACACCCGACGUAUUCAAGCUGAUCAUCCACCACGGCUUCCUGAAGAUGUCACGUGUUAACCUGCUCAUUCUGGACGAGUGCCACCGCGCGGUGAAGCAGCACACGUACCGGGAGGUGAUGCGCUGCAUGGACGUGCUGGAGCCGCACGAGCGACCGCGCGUGCUGGGCCUCACCGCCUCAGUCAUCAACAGCAAGGCCACCGAGCACCAGGUGGAGCGCAAGGUGCACGACCUCGAGAUGGCACUGCAUUCACGCGUGCUCACAGUCUCCAACCAGCAGAGCAUGGCCCGAUACGGUACCAAGCCGGUGGAGGUUCUGGUCGAGCACCAGUCGACGGGUAGCCCGUCGAUCUGCGGCAUCCCGGUUCCGACAUUUCCGUCCAUCCGGCCAAUGACCUCGCAGGGCCAGGAGAUGGAGCGCAGGCUCCGCAGCUUGAUUAAGGUGCUGCAGGACAUGGGCGUCUGGUGUGGACACCUGGCCGUCGAGGUCAUCAUGGAGGAGGCCCGCCGCAUGUUGGAUGGCCUCGACGACAGCUGUGUGCUCCGCGAGAUAGAGGUGUAUCUGGAGUGGCUGGACAAGGUUCGCAAGAGGUGCGAGAAUCACAUCAUUGAAUCAAACGCGGCACAAAGCGAGGAACCGCUCCUGGCAAUGGCCACUCCCAAGCUUAAACGCCUCCUGCAGAUCCUGGAGGCCUUUCGGCCACGGAAACGGCCACAGGACGGCAGUGAUGCUGAUGCCAGAGAACCGCGGAUGUCGCUGUGCGGCAUCAUCUUCGUCAAGGAGCGCAUCGUGGCUCGCAUACUCCGAGACUGGCUGCGUGAGCUGGCAAACAAGAUUCCCAGGUAUGCCUACAUCCUGGCCGAGUUUAUUGUGGGCCACGGUGCCAACCUUCAAGUUGGUUCCAAGGAAGCCGGGAUGUCUUUCAAAAAGCAGUGCAGGGUGUUGGAGCAGUUUCGUCGUCAGGAGUGCAACCUGCUGGUGGCCACCUCGGUGGUAGAGGAAGGCAUGGACGUUCCCAAGUGCAGCCUGGUGGUGCGCUUCGACUUUCCUGACGACUUCCGUUCGUACGUGCAGUCCAAGGGGCGUGCCCGUGCGCAGCGCUCCCUCUACGUCAUGAUGACCAGCCGCGAUGACUACAACAAGGCCGCUGCUAACCUGCGCAAUUACCUCUCCAUAGAGGCGAUAUUGAUGACCAAGUGCCACGAGAGGAAGGCGCCACUCACUUCUGAGGUGGUGCUGAGCUUUGCCAUUGACGAGCUGUUGCCCCCGUACAUGCCGGUGCGCGAGGACGGUGCACCUCGCAUCACACUCAGCUCGGCCAUCGGCCUCGUCAACAGGUACUGCAUGAUCCUUCCGUCGGACAUAUUCACGCACCUGAAGCCCACCUAUAAGAUGAGCACCGUGACAGUGGAGGACAAGGAGAUGUACGUCUGCACCAUCUACCUGCCCAUGACUAGUCCGCUCAAGGAGGCCAUCAGGGGACGGCCAAUGGAGACGAAGAAGUAUGCCAAGAUGGCUGCCGCCCUCGAAACAUGCAAACGUCUGCACGAAAUAAAUGAGUUUGACAGCUGCUUGCUGCCCGUGAGGCGCACGCUAAAGCAGCUGGAAGACACGAACAAUGAAGAAACCGAGGAGGUACCCCAGGGUGCACCCAAGCCCGGAACAAAGAAGUGCAGGAGGGAGUACCAGAAGCGGGUGUGCAGAUUGUUUGCCGAGGCACGAGUCUUGGAGGCGGGCCAUUACCGCCUGCACAUCCUGACGACACGACUUGUGAACAUGGCGUCCGAACUUCAGAACUGGCGCAACGAGAAGCUCGUUGAUCCCGAGGACUGCCCAUUGUGGUUUGCCCUGGUCCUCCGCGAGGACAUGCCCUGCUUGCCUUCGUUUCCAAUCUUCACGCGGUCCGGUGACGAGGAGGUGACGGUGGUUCGCGCGGGCCUGGUGAGCCUCUCGGCCGAGGAGUGCCGCCGGCUGCAGUGCUUCCAUCGCGCAAUCUGGGACGACGUGCUCCGAAUGAAGGAGAGGCCCCUUCUUCGGUUUGACUUGAGCUCGGCGCCCAGCAGUCCCGUUUUGGCUCCAGUUAUCAAAGACGGCGACACAUCGAUGAUAGACUGGCCCUUCGUCGACAUAGUUGUCAACGGGAUCAACAAGAAUCGCGUGACAGGAACUGCCUACAAGUUCAAUCCCUGUGAAUACGAAGGUGCCGUGGUGGUGCCCCGCUAUGCUCCUCUUCAUUACCACCACAGUACGUUCUACGUGAAGAAGAUCCGCACUGACCUCACCGUCGACAGUAUUGACGGUAUGAGCACUUUCCGCUAUUACGUGACCGUCAUCCACCACCUGCACGUCACCGACUCCACACAGCCAAUCCUCGAGGUGGUCUUCACCGAGAUGCGGCUCAACCUGCUGACACCGCGUUACCGCAACCGUAAGGGUGACGUCUUCCUCAAGAAGACGGCCACUAACCACCGAGUGGAGUUGCGUGUCCCAGAGCUCUGUGACAUUCACCCCGUCCCAGCAAGCAUCUGGCGCAAGGCGGUGUGCCUUCCGACCAUUGUGUACCGGUUGAACCAACUCCUCGUCAUGGAGGAACUGCGUGCUUCCAUCGCCGCAGCGACAGGCAUUGGAGUCGAGACUUUUCGAGGCUGCUGGCCGAGCGUGGACUUCCAGAGCGCCGUUUCCGGUAGCGCCACGAUCAGCUUCGCGCCUGCUCCCGACAAGGUGGAGUUCGGCAACCUCCUUCGUGGACAUGGCGACGCGGAGGAAAUACGGAUGCCCAGGUUAUCGCGGUCAUUCGAGUACCAGCCGGAGCUGAAAGGCAACCCCGGUCCGAGCCCGGGACUUCUGCUGGAAGCUGUGACGUCGGCAAAGGCAGCGGAUGGCUUCGACCUCGAACGUCUCGAGGUUCUCGGGGACUCGUUCCUCAAGUUUGCAGUGACCAUCGACUUGUUCUGUGGCUCCACAUCGGCCCAGGAGGGGCUGUUGACGCAGGCGCGCUCCCGCAUCAUCUGCAACCGGAACCUGCACAAGCUUGGCUCCAAGGUGCAUGUCGGCUCGAUGAUUGCGCAGGAGCAGUUUGAGCCACUCCGAAACUGGCUGCCGCCAGGCUACUGGGUCCCCGAAGGCGCAGAGGACAUUAUGAUGGACGUUGAUUUUGUCUUUUGGGUGAUCCAGAAGGACACCAAAAUUCUGGACAAGCUCAACUAUGAAGAGCUCUGCAGCAGCUAUGAACGCUACAAAACUGAAUCUAGCAAGCCGGGGUUUGUGCCUCCGCCUCGCAACACGUCCGGUGCCGUUCCGAUCCGCCAGUUGUCGCAGCUGUCCGACAAGAGUGUCGCCGAUUCGGUGGAGGCCAUAAUUGGCGCGUACCUUCUCGUGACCGGUCCCAUCGGCGCCCUCAAGGUGAUGAAGUGGAUGGGCCUGAAGCUGGAGCAGUGCGACUUGGACGCGCAAGGUAACGACGACGCCAAACGCACCGCAGCGCCGGCGUUCCUGGGUUUCCCAGUGCCACGGACGUCGCUGCUUCGCUACACAGACGACCCAGAGGGCCACCUCGCAAACCCGAGCAGUCCGUGGCACUCGACCCUCUGCCUGGUGGAGAAGACUCUUGGCUACACCUUCCGCGACCGGUCCUUCCUGCUGCAGGCCUGCACGCACGCCUCGUACUACAAAAACCGUCUGACGGACUGCUACCAGCGGCUGGAGUUCUUGGGUGACGCGGUCAUCGACUACUUGGUGACGCGGUACCUCUACGAGGGCCCGCGCAAGUUCAACCCGGGCCAGCUGACAGACCUGCGCUCAUCCCUGGUCAACAACACCUUCUUCGCAGCGCUAGUCGUGCGCCACGGCCUGCACCGGUGCCUGCUUCACUGCAACCCGGGGCUCUUUAAUGCCGUGGCGCGCUUCGUUCAGCACCAGGAGGGCUCCAGUGAGGAGGAGUCCGGCUCUUCGGACGAGGACACCAUGACCGAAAUACUGGACCUGAACGCCCACAGGGACGAGGUCCAGGACAACCCCACUUACUGGAAGGUGCUCCAGCGAUUCUAUUACCACGAGGAGGAGUGCCUGGAGCCCGAGGAGGUCGAGGUGCCAAAGGCGCUGGGCGACCUUUUUGAGAGCCUCAUGGGUGCCGUGUUUCUCGACUGUGGUAUGUCGCUGGACACGGUGUGGUGCAUCAUAUACCGACUCUUCGGCCGUGAGGUCGAGUCCUUCAGUGAGCGGGUGCCCCUGCCCCCCGUUCGUGCACUUCUCGAGCACUUCCCAGGGGCCCACUUCAGCACGGCCGAGGUGCUGAAGAACGAAAAGGUGAAGGUGCAGCUGACCGUGGGGGACAAGACCUUCACAUGCGUCGCCAAAAGCAAGAAGCUUGCCAAGACGGCGCUCGCCAAAAAGUACCUGCGAUUGAUGAGCGAGAGUGCAUCCGUCUAGGAGCACCCCUUGCCAAGCAUUUGCACAGACUAUUGAAAUGGAAAAAGGGCAUUGUGCAUUUUUCUGAGUAUGUGCCGGACACGGUUUCCUUGAAUGAAUGUCUUCACUUGUGCACUUUUCGGGCGUUCUGUUUCUAUCACGAACGUUCCAGAGUUGUCUGUUACGCGUAGAUCUAACACUAAAUGAUUAGAUCUAACGCGUAGAUCUAACACUACAUGGCCUCGCAUUAAACUCAGGCUGUGUAAUGGAAUCUGCGAGCCUUGCUUGCGAGUUUCUCGAAACAUAAACUGUGAUCUCUCGUGACCAGAGAAAACUAUGCAUACACUAAGAAGUAUUUAACACUGUACAAUUACUUGACAUGGUCAUAAUAAUAGUAUUGCAUUGUAAAGCAUUGGUGAUAAAGAGCCCAUGAUGAUUGUUGUCAUUCAUGUUUUUCUCAUUCGCACUGCAGUGUUGAGAAGUGCUGUUAAUGUUGUUGUCUGUUUUUCAUGGCGUGCGACAAGAUUCAGUGAGAUGUCGCCCCGAUGCCCACUUCCUGUUUGUAGGAACCUUGAUUGUAUGAAGUUCGUAUGGAAAGAAGUUUUAGCAGCCGAGCCCUCUGUUGUCUUUCAUGUUGCAUUAAUCAAUUUUACACCUGUUUGUCAUGUGUUAGGAUUUUUAUGUGGUAAUACCAUAUUUACUCGCGUAAUGAACUUACCUUUUUUUCAGAAAAGUUGACGCCAAUUUGGGGGAGGGGGUUCAUCACGCCGGAGAGAAAAAAAAGUCAUGGGAGUUAUAACAGCUGAAAUUUCACGUGACAUUAUUAAGGAACCCGCUGUCCAACCGCUGCUGGCCCUCAAUUCAGUGGCAGGAUUUUGGACCCUCUAUUCGAAAACUUUGCUGCCCAGAAGGGGAAACUGUCCUUUUUUUUUUGGCCUGUGAAAUGUGUGACGAACUUUUUUGUAGCCCGAAGCUGCUCUUGUUUAUCUCCUGUAACAAACGCGCACGAAUCGACGCUGCUAAGUGACGUCAACGCGCUCUGUUCCCAUCCGCCGACAAAUGCUUGCCCAACUUUAAAACUGGCCGUGUAGAUAGCGUACAGGCCAAUCGUGCCCUGCGUAGCAUUAAGUUCACUAUGACAAACCGGACAACAACAACAACAAAAAAAAAAAUGCAUGUGAGAUGGCAAGCACAUGCACAUAGCGGGUGCACAUUGCGUCGUCGGCGAGGUGGGCGCAGUUUGGGCUUUGUUUUUGUGCCACCGUGCUUGCAUGGCGCUGUUUUUUCUACGUUCGACAGAUGGCGCUUUGUAGCAAAAGGUGCAACUACGGUGAACGUCGCACAUGCUUGCGCUGCUAGCAACUGUUGAACAUCAUUGUUAUUGCCCUGUAAUUUUGCGCCUUAAUGGCAUGAUUAAACAUUGUUUCGAUGGUCAACGGAACUUGCUAUCACAACAAAAUAGAGCCAGCAGAUACAUUUAAAAAUAAUUUUGUUUUUCAUGAACUGAAAUGGUGGAGUGGGUUUGUUACCAGAGCAAAUACGGUGCUUUUUAUUAUUAUAUUGCCACUAGUACAAGUUCUGAAAGUAUUAUUUCCA